This is a messenger RNA of Fusarium keratoplasticum, 996 nucleotides long. Its product is annotated as NmrA domain-containing protein. The record is from RefSeq and is a predicted model, not a curated record. NCBI's taxonomy places the organism in Eukaryota, Fungi, Ascomycota, Sordariomycetes, Hypocreales, Nectriaceae. Bases 1 to 996 code for a protein of 331 amino acids. The transcript has a single exon.
AUGUCUACCUCAAAGACCAUCGCCGUUGUGGGAGCCACUGGAAACCAAGGCUCCUCAGUCGCAAAGACCUUCCUCAACCUCCCCGGCUGGAAUGUCCGUUGUCUUACCCGUCGACUCACCUCUGAGAAAGCUCAAGCCCUCAAAGCUCUCGGCGCUGAGGUAGUUGAGGCGGAUCUCGACAACCUCGAUUCUCUGAUCACCGCCUUCAAGGGUGUUCAUGCCAUCUUUGUCAACACAGAUUUCUGGGCACCCUACCAAGCUGCCCUCACCGCAGGACACGACCAGUCCACUAGCAGCGCUAUGGGGUUUAAGACGGAAUUGCAACACGUCAAGAACGCCGCUAUUGCCGCCACCAAGACUCCUACCCUUGAGAAAUUCAUCUACUCGGCUCUGGGUCCCAUGAAGGUCGCGUCUGGCGGCAAGUACCCUCACUGUUACCACUGGGACAGCAAGGCUGAGGCUGUCAACUACAUCGAGAAAGAGGUGCCUGAACUCGCCGACAAGGCAUCCUACAUCUACCUUGGGGCUUACAGCUCCAACCUCUUGCUCUUCCCCAAGCGCAAUACCGAGACUGGGGAGUACACUGUGGUUCUGCCCGGCCCAAAGACAACAAGGUUCCCCAUCAUCGACCCUCUAAACUCCACUGGCUCUUUCGUCCGUGCUCUUAUCGAAGACGAGCCUGCUGGAACCAAGCUCCUCGCUUAUGACAGCAACAUGACCAUCAGCGAGGCCAUGGAUGCAUGGAGCGCCGUCACUGGCAAGAAGGCAGAUUUUCAGCAGGUCACAUUGAAGGAGAUGCAGGAGUUGACUGGUCUGCCUCUCGAGGUUCUCGAAGGGCCUGCUUUCCUUGGAGAGUACGAGUUCUGUGCCGGACUUGAAGGAGUCAUUACUCCAGAGCAGCUGAAGAACCCGGUCAAGACACCCACAUAUCGGGAGUUCCUGGCCUCCAAGGACAUUGAGUAUCUGACUGGGUUUGACUAUAGCCCAAAUUGGUAA